Molecule: messenger RNA, 2067 nt
Organism: Camellia sinensis
Lineage: Eukaryota; Viridiplantae; Streptophyta; Magnoliopsida; Ericales; Theaceae
Source: RefSeq, a predicted model, not a curated record
AUGAAGUUCAAUAUGAGGAAAUUCUCCACUAUUGGACUCCUCCUAGUUGUUUUGCUUUUCAAUGAAACAACCUUGUCCUGUUUGUGCAAUGCUUCAACCAUUGGUUGCAUAAAAGAAGAGAGACAAGCUCUUCUAAAGUUCAAAGAUAGUUUCAAAGACUAUACAGGUCGACUAUCAUCUUGGCAUAGCCAAGAUUGUUGCAGUUGGAAAGGAGUACAAUGUGAUGAAAUUACUGGCCACGUUGUUAGGCUUGAUCUCGGUGUAGACUCAUUCGCACCCAGGUUCUACUAUAUUGUUCGGUUAGUGGCUAAUGAAGUGCAUUCUUGUUUGCUUCAAUUGAAAUAUCUGAAUCACUUGGACUUGGCCGGAAACAAUUUUAACAAUAGCCCAAUCCCAAAGUUCUUUGGAUCGAUGGCACAACUAAGGUAUCUCAAUCUGUCUGAUGGAGCAUUCAGUGGAAUAGUUCCCCAUCACCUCGGAAAUCUUUCUAGCUUGCGUGUUCUUGAUCUUGAUCAUAAUUUUCAAGUAACUGUAGAUGAUUUCACAUGGGUUUAUCGUCUUUCAUCAUUGCAAUACGUUGGCUUGAGUAAAGUGAAUCUUAGUCAAACGCAAAAUUUACACAAGGUACUAAACAUGACUCCUUGUUUACUAGAGUUGCAUUUAUCAGAAUGUGGACUUGAUAACAUUCAUUUAUCUCAUAUGCAUGUGAAUUCUACUAUUUCUAAUGUUCAAUACUUAGACCUUAGUUCUAAUUCAUUUGAAGGAGAACUUCCGAGUCGCUUCAGUAACAUGACUUCUUUAAGAUUCCUUGAUCUUUCGUUCAAUUAUUUUAAUUCUUCUAUUCCUCUCUAUCUGGAAAAGCUUAAGAGUCUUGAACAUCUCAAUCUUGGCCACAAUGCAUUUCAUGAUGUUGGUGGGAUGUUGAGUCUAAUGUCAAAUCAAUGUAGUUUGAGAUCAUUUGAUAUGAGUAGCAACAGAUUUGACAAAAGGAUGUUCAUUUCUUAUGGAAAUUUGUCCAGUUGCACCAUGUACAAUUUAGAGACAUUGUGUUCAAGUGGUAAUGAUUUCAUUGGUCAUUUACCAAAUUGGUUGGGGCAGCUUAAACAUUUGAAAUACCUUGAUCUUUCAUGGAACUUGUUUAAUGGUUCGAUUCCAGAUUGGUUGGGAAGAAUGUCAUCCUUGCACAAUUUAGUCCUCCACGUUAAUCAAUUUAUUGGGGUCAUCCCACCGUCGCUAGGGAAUCUAUCAGCCUUGAGAGUACUAAAUCUUUUUUACAAUAAGUUAAAUGGGACCAUUCCUGCUUCUAUUGGACAAUUAUCAAAUCUCAAGAUCUUAGAUCUCUCUUCUAAUUCCCUGGAAGGCGCAGUACUUUCUGAAACUCAUUUGUCCAACCUCUCAAUGUUGGAAGAAUUGAGAACAAGUUCUGCGUUCUUGACAUUGAAGGUCAGAUCUGAUUGGAUACCUCCUUUUCAAUUGAAAUCCCUUCUAAUGGGGUCCUGUAGAGUAGGGAUUCAAUUUCCUCAAUGGCUUCAAACACAAAAGAAAGUUGUUGAAUUGGAUCUUUCCAAUACUAGUAUAUCAGGAACCCUCCCUAAAUGGCUUCUUGACAUGCCUCUCUGGACAUUAGAUCUCUCUCAUAACCAUAUUAGUGGACCGAUUCCGAAAUUGCCUUCCACUUUAGAAUUUGUUCAACUCUCCCAUAACUAUAUCUCAGGACCUCUUCCACAAAAUAUUGGCGAUAUGGUGCCUACUUUGCUUACUUUGUCACUAGCUGACAAUUUGAUAAAUGGUUUGAUACCCAAUUCAUUGUGCAAAAUUUGGACUUUGGAUGAAUUAGAUCUUUCUAAGAAUAUGUUAUUUGGAAAUCUUCCUCAGUGUUGGGGGGAUUCAAGGGAAAUCCCAAAUCUAUGGGUUAUGAAAUUUUCAUCUAACAAGCUUUCAGGGAUUAUAUGUAUCCAAGGCUCUUUGGACAUUUGUCUAGACUGGGAUGGUUACAUUGAAUGUAACAAUAGUUUUAGGGAGAGCUUCCUAUGGGUUUGCGAAAUUGCACAGUUUAUUAGUUUUUGA